AUGGCAAAGGGUAAGAAGAAAGAUGGCAAGAAGGCAGAAAAAUCUGCACGUCUUCCUAUUCCUGCACAAGAUGUUAAAGCUGAGAGUAGUUCAGUAAAGCUGACAGAUUUGAAGACGUCAGUGAAUGAAAUGGAAGAAACACAGGCAAAUCCAGUUAUGUCGGAUAAAGAACCAGAGGAGGUAGAGGAACCUCCAGUCCAAGAUGUUCCUCAAUGCUACGAGGAGCGUGUUCUUGCUGAAAUUAUUGUAAAAAGAUACGAAGGUGAAAAAGUCUGUGGAUCGUAUGAGGGUGAAGGAUUUGCAUAUUUUGAGGGAGGAAAUACAUAUAAGGGCACGUUUUCUGGAGGGUUUAUGCAUGGGCAAGGCACUUACACAUGGGCUGAUGGAGUGAUGUAUGAGGGAGUGUUUGUUAAGAAUGUGCAGAUGUUUAAUGGCCGUUACACGUGGAGUGAUGGCAGCAUUUAUGAAGGAGCAAUCAAGGACGGAAUGAGGCACGGAUUCGGAUUUUACAGGAGUGGCACAUGUCCUGUGUCUUACAUUGGCUAUUGGUGUAAAGGCAAAAGACAUGGAAAGGGUACCAUGUAUUAUGAUCAGGAACAUACUUCUUGGUAUUCAGGCGACUGGGUAAAUAAUAUCAAAGAAGGAUGGGGAAUGAGAUGCUACAAGUCUGGAAAUAUCUAUGAAGGUCAGUGGGAGAAAAAUGUACGUCAUGGAAAAGGAAGAAUGAGAUGGUUGACAGCUAAUCAAGAGUACAUGGGGCAGUGGGUGUAUGGCAUACAGCAUGGACAUGGCACCCAUGUGUGGUUUUUGAAGAGAAUGCCUGCAUCUCAGUAUCCUGUAAGGAAUGAAUACACAGGUGACUUUGUAAAUGGGGAGCGGCAGGGACGCGGGAGGUUCGUGUAUGCCAGUGGAGCAAUGUACGAUGGUGAAUGGUUUGGUAACAGGAAGCAUGGCCAGGGCAAGUUUGUCUCCAAGAAUGGUCAUGUUUAUGAAAGAGAGUUCAUAGACGAUCGUGUAGUGGAAUGUCCCCCGACCCGAGCGGACGCAACGAAUGCAAAAGAGCUGAAUGCCAUUUGCACAGGAAGUCAUUUUGGCGUUGAAGAUAACACAGUCAUUGAUUGCUCAGGAAAUACUUCUAUUUUGGGAUCAGAUAUUGAGUUGGUUAUAUCUUCACUGCUUGAUUUGUUGCCAAGGGAAGAGAGACAUGAAGAACUGAAACAAGUAGAAUUUGCUGUGUUGAGGUAUAUUACAGAACUGAGAAGAAUUUACACCUUCUACAGCAGAUUAGGCUGUGAUCAUUCUUUCGACAACACCUACCUCAUGACUAAGCUCCAGUUUUGGAGAUUUUUGAAGGACUGCCGGUUUCAUCACUCCAACUUAACUCUUGCUGAAAUGGAUCGGCUAUUGAGCGAUGAUAAAACACCACUUGAGGAGAUACAUUGCCCGUAUGAGACUUUACUGUUCAGAACAUUUUUAUCUUACCUUGUUCGUCUAGCAUUUCAUAUCUAUCAUGAAGAGCACCAAGAGAAGAGUCCUUAUCUGCAUAAGUGUUUCUUGGUUCCUGCUGCCUGUCACGUCCAAGGUAUCUUGUUUUCUGAAGAACGAUGUACAGCUUUUGCCUUGAGCUACAUUGACAAAUGCUGGGAAAUCUACAGAGCUUUUCGUAGACCGAGUACCAGACCUCCCUGUGAACCCACAAUGAAAAUGAGGCACUUCCUUUGGAUGUUGGAUGAUUUUAAACUUCUCAGCAAACAAUUAACUGUUUCAAGACUUGUGGAAAUACUUGUCAAAGGUGAUCCCUCUCUACAUCACAGCAGCAGUCCCAGCCUGGAGCCAGAGUUGGUUUUUCUAGAAUUUGUUGAAGCUCUUCUUGAUUGUGCGUUGGUGUUUGUUACCAGUGAUAUGAUUAAGGAGCAAGUAAAUCAUGAUAAUCAGAAAAGAAGUAGCUUUAGAAUCCAGGAUCACUCCAAGGGAACCACAAAGAUGUCUCUGUACCCAGAAUAUUCUCUGUCCCAGCCAGUGAGACCUCAUGAAGACAGAGGGCAUUCUCCUCAAGAAUCUUUACUGGUAUCAGACACUGUCCUUUCACCACGGACAACUCAGGGAGUUAUCAGAGAUGUUCCGUUGUUAUCCAGCUGGGAGGCAGAAAAAGAUUUCUCUCCAGCAAAGGAAUUGACAGAUGAACCAAAAGAAGCCAAAGCUGAACAAGAUGAGGAAUUUGGUCUGUGGCUGUGUCAGGUGCAAACCUUUUUUACAACUAAGUUAUUUCCUGCCUACCAGCAUGAAAAAGUGCUAAGGGCAAAAAUAAAAGAAAAUCGAAGACGAGAUGCUGAAUUAGCUGAGCUGAGCAAGACCAAGGAUGAGGAGCUGUCUAAACUUAUUGCUGUAAGAGAUGAAAAGGCAAAAAGGCAAGAAGCAGCUGCAGCAGAAAAAACAUGUGACUCCAAGAGUACAGAUCUUAAGGAGUUAAAGGAGCCUGUCACACAGUUAGUACCCCCUCCAAAGGAAGAGACACCUGUUGUAGCAGCCCCAGUUGCCUCCAAGGUGCCUGCUGGCAGAAAGAGAAGAAAGAAAUAA
This is a messenger RNA of Merops nubicus (carmine bee-eater), 2577 nucleotides long. RefSeq names its product radial spoke head 10 homolog B2-like. The record is from RefSeq and is a predicted model, not a curated record. Lineage: Eukaryota; Metazoa; Chordata; Aves; Coraciiformes; Meropidae.